Messenger RNA from Serinus canaria (Common canary), 849 nucleotides. Its product is annotated as fibrinogen-like protein 1-like protein. The record is from RefSeq and is a predicted model, not a curated record. Lineage: Eukaryota; Metazoa; Chordata; Aves; Passeriformes; Fringillidae. Bases 1 to 849 code for a protein of 282 amino acids. The transcript has 2 exons.
AUGCCAUUGAGGAGCCCAGCAGGAUUCCUGCUGCUCUUGCUCUCUCAGUGCACUGUGUCCCUGGGCACCAAAGAGGCAGUGGUCCUGGCUAAUGCCCACCUCCUCCCCCAGAGAGACUAUGAGAGACUGGGAAACGCCCAUGAGAAAGACUACCCAAGGGAUUGUUUUGAGAUUUUAAAGCACUCCAAAGGAAAUUCUAGGGAUGGCCUUUACAUCAUCCAACCAAAAGAGGAACCAAUUGUUGUCUUUUGUAACAUGCAGGAUGGUGGCUGGACAGUGAUCCAGCACAUUACAGCCAACAGCACUGUCGACUUUGACAGGGACUGGCAGGACUACAAAUAUGGAUUUGGCUCUGUUCAUGAGAACCACUGGUUAGGAAAUGAAUACAUGCAUCAGUUAACAGGCAGCUCAGUGCAAUAUAUACUCGGGGUUAAACUUGUAAAUCUCAAUGCUGAAGUCAGAUGGGGACAGUAUGAGCCAUUCCUGAUUGAGGGGGAAGAGUCUCAGUAUCGGAUCAGGGUUGGUCUUUACAAAGGCAACGCCACGGACGCGCUGACCCUGGACACAGAAGCUUACCUCCAUGACAACCAGAAGUUCACCACCAAGGACAGAGACAACGACAAUUACUUUCUGAAUUGUGCUAAGCUGGAGCUCAAUGGCGUUCCCGGGGGAGGCUGGUGGUACGACGCAUGCGCUGGAGCAAACCUGAACCGCAGGAACGCGAUAUACUGGCAAAAAGACUGCAGCAAGCAACAGCCCUGCAAGUUUGCAUGGAUGAUGGUCAAACCCAUCGAGCACCUCCAGUCGUCCCCUGCCAAGGCCUGCCCCUGUCAGAAGGUUGAACUGUAG